AUGCGGUUGGUCAACCUCAGUAGCGAGCUUGACGUUGCGAAAGGUGCUCUUGAUGCCGUUUUUUAUACACUCAAUGUGCAGUCCGAUGGAUCGGAUGGAUCUGAGUGUCGGCGCCGAGAUUCACACUAUAUCCAAUCGCUCCCAAGAUAUUUGGAACAGUUACUCAGCAUCGAAAGGAUUCUCUCUUCUGUCAAGUUCAAGCUGUCAUAUGAACGAGAUUUCGUUCAUUCCCCCAUCAGUCGCCUUCCUCCCGAAAUUUUGGCAUCCAUAUUCGUUGAGCUUCAUAAUAGUGCCGCCGUCUCCCAGGACGGUGACCCAACGCGAGAUAUCUCCCGGCUUCCGACCGUAUCCAAGCUAUGGCGCGAUGUUGCUCUGGGAGAUAGCAGACUAUGGACCGUCGUUCACGUCGAAUGGCCGGUCGAAAGACAGGACCUUUGGCUUCAACGUUCCUGGAAUCGCCCCCUCACCAUAGUUGCGGAUUGUCCGAACGAAACGGAAGCUAGCGUUCCUUCGAAAUUGGUAAUUUCGCAUCGGGUUGCGCAACAAUCUGGACGAUGGAGGGCUAUUCAUGUCAAGGAUUUCAACCAGGCCGAUGUGGACGCAUUUCUAACUCCUUUCGUCUUCCAGUCCAAAGACUUGUCGUCGCUUGAGGAGUUAGUCCUUGAUGCUGGUGAUUGGUUCUCCUGGCAUCGUGGGGAUUUUAAUGCCCCUCCGUUCACUCUUUUGAAUCAGAACGAGAUGACCCUUCCACCUUUUCGACUUCUUUCGCUGAGGAUAUUCGCAAUUCGUCUUCCAAACCCAGAACAACUUGUACGAUCUCUCACUCAUCUCCAAUUCACCGGCACACCAUAUCCUCUCAACGUCCUCGCUCGAGUACUGAAGGAAUGCUCCUCCCUGGAGUCCUUGGAACUCAUAGGAUAUUUCGUCCAUCGAGAAGAGAUACUUGCUUACGUUGCCGCAUCCGCUCGAACCGCCAUGGGCGACAAAAUAUAUCUCCCAAGAUUGAAGAGAAUGUCCGUUCGGCUGAGCGGGUGGAACAACGCUCUUCUUGCAUUUCUAUUCGUGAACAUAGUUAGCCCGGAAUUAGAGGAAUUUUCCCUGGAUGUCAAAAGGCAGUUUAUAGAGAGUCCGAGAAACACGAGAGGCGUGCCUAGUUUUGAGCGAUUCUGCAUGAACAGCCCGAAGCUCCGGAACCUUGCCCUCUUGUACGAUACGACAGUUAUAUCAGACAUCCUUUUCUCUCUUCCGACCGAAGCUUUCCCUCACCUUCAUACCCUACGGAUCGACUGCUUAGACCCUCGAUCGGCCAAUGAGGCACAGUCCAUGUCCACUCAUUUUGGCAUGGACUAUACAUCUCACCACCGAAGAAGAGGCUCUGGGUUCGGUUUGGGAUAUGGAUAUUAUCCAAUCUGCGAUGACCUUGAGAGGUUUGUCGGGGCGCGUGCUGAUUGGAGAGGUGGCGCAAUGCUCCGGGAUAAUGGGGGGAUAGUACCCAGAAGGUUGGCCAAGCUUGUCUUAGGAGAGUGUCCGGACGAGCGGAGAGCUUGGUUAAGCGAAAGGGUAGACGAGCUGGUGCUUCAGCGGACCCUUGAUGCAAAAAGGAGGUCAAGAUCGGUCAUGGGUCGAAGGUAG
Cantharellus anzutake is the source of this 1632-nucleotide messenger RNA. RefSeq lists its product as uncharacterized. The record is from RefSeq and is a predicted model, not a curated record. The transcript has 2 exons. Bases 1 to 1632 code for a protein of 543 amino acids. Gene Ontology annotation, molecular function: protein binding. NCBI's taxonomy places the organism in Eukaryota, Fungi, Basidiomycota, Agaricomycetes, Cantharellales, Hydnaceae.